Messenger RNA from Pygocentrus nattereri (red-bellied piranha), 2746 nucleotides. It is a transcript of the gene fam53c, whose product is annotated as family with sequence similarity 53 member C. NCBI's taxonomy places the organism in Eukaryota, Metazoa, Chordata, Actinopteri, Characiformes, Serrasalmidae. Bases 640 to 1764 code for a protein of 374 amino acids. Gene Ontology annotation, cellular component: nucleus. The transcript is spliced from 5 exons. The record is from RefSeq and is a predicted model, not a curated record. Gene Ontology annotation, biological process: protein import into nucleus.
UCAUGGUGCGGUUCAGCGGGGGCGGGGGGCUGGAGGCUCUGCAGAUGGAAACCACUCAAUUUCUACGGGCGUUCUUGUUUUCCUAAUGGGAAACGAUGGGAAGGCAGUGAAAUGUCGAACGUUCAGUAGCAAUUCUAUAUUAUAGCUCCCCUCACAUCAUAUUGGUCAUUUCUGUUAGAUUGUAGUGAAUCCUGAACGUUGUUUUUACGGCAUGUUUGUACGAGGUGAAGGGAACGGGGAUUGACAAUAGCUAGCAUUACGCCAUGGGUAUCCGAGGCGGUUAGCCAGCUAGCUGUUGUGUCUGAAUUGUUUGAUCUCAUGCAAGCAAUGGUAGACCAAUGUGAGCUAGCUAGCCUGGCUCCACAGGCCCGAUGAGGCUGCUGCGCGGGUCUCCAUCGUUGGCGAGGUGAUGAAUUCAUCAUGUUAGCUGCAACUCGUCUGGAAGGGGAGCCUGUGCUACCUACGAUUCUCUCAGAUGAUCAACAGCUUCACGCCAGACCUCCUCAUUUGCCAAGCCAUGGUUAUGCUAAAUGUUGAGCAAAUCCAUAGUCUUAACAUCAGCCACAGCCACUGGACAUCAGCUUGCAUUGGCAAGAUCCUCACAGCCUCACUGAAACCUGCUGGCCCACAGAUGGAUUGAUGCCUGAGAGCAGUUAUUGGCAACUCUGCCCUUCCUCAAAGUCUGGCCUGCAGGGUGUCCUAAGCUCCAGCUUCCCCCCCGGCCCUGUGCCUAUUGGACCUUCUACUGCCCACCUGCCGGAGGGGGACGCCCUGAAUCGUCCACUUGCUCCAAGCACCUCUGUGACGGACCUGUCUUUUCCCGGGCCACCCCCUCCCCCCCCGCCACCCCCCAAACGCCACUGUCGUUCACUGUCUGUACCGGAGGACCUUUCACGCUGCCGGUACACCUGGCGGCCGAGUGCCUCCAAGGUCUGGACACCAGUGAACCGUCGAUGCCACAGUGGAGGGGGCGCGGGGGGGCCAUGUCCGCUGCGUGCCCCCAGUUCCUCUCUAAAUUCUUCUCUGCAUUCUUCUUCCAGUCCCACCUUCUUCAGUUUGGCUCUUUCCCCAGAUUCCCCACUGCCAUGGAGUUUCCCGUGGGAUCCGAGUGACACUUCUGGAGGCGGUGCGUGUUGCUGCUUUUUCCCUUCGCCCUCCUCAUGUUCUUCCUCACCUUCUCCUCUUCACCCUCCACAUCCUCCACAGCGACGCUUCUCACUGUCUCCUGUACUCAUCCGUGAAGCCGCCGCACACUUUCUUCCACCGCCCCAGGUCCCCCCCCAGCCCCCGUCCCAUCCCCCAGCAGUGCCCGCCUCACCAUCAUCUGCGUGCAGCACUCCAUCUUCUGUGCGCCGUGCUCUUCCUCCUCAACUUCCACGCUGUCACUCUCAGCCUUGUGACUUACUCCUGCUUAAACCUGGUCUGAAGCGCCGCAGGGAUCCAGACCGACCAUGUGCGCGGCCUGUGCUAGACUUCGCAAAAAUGACACAGACCCGAAGCACAGAUCCCUUAAGCUGUUUGGAACGUGGUAAACUUGCCUGUGGAGGGGAUGUCUGCAUGGGCCUUGAGCCUUUUUUUGGAGACUUCAGAGGGUCAUGCUCGCCUGCUGAAGGCCUAGGAAGGACAAGUAUUGGACCACUGAGUGAAAGUGAUGAGGAAGAGGAGGAGAGAGAGGAGGCAGACUCUGCGCGUGAUGGGGGACAACAAAGUGUUUUUGAGAGGGAUUGUACUGAAUUAGACAUUACCCUCAUUGAGGAGAAUUAAACAGUCUAAAGGAUGCUAUUUUUCUCCCCUGCAUUGCCAGCGUUCAACACCUCUGUUCACCACCUGCUACACUACUCUGGCAGGCCUCUCAGGAACACUGCUGCUCUCUCAUGAGGCGUGCAGGUGUAAAAAAAAAUAAAUAAAUAAAUAAAAAAAAAAGAAAAAGAAAGGAAAAAAAUCUCAUUGAUGCAUUAAUGAAGACAUGUCGACUACUAUAAAUGAUUACAGGUAAUGCAGUUGGUCAUGGAUGCUGACCCGAUAUCAUAUUACAUUCCACAAUCAGUUGCUAAGAAACUCUUGAGGAUGUGAAUAUUAGAUGGCUGGGGACGCCAGCUGGUAAUUUGGUAGUUGUUCUCUUAAAAAUCACUGGCAGAUAGAACUUGAGGGGAACUGGUCUUUGGCUUCUUGCUGUCUUUCUUUUUCAUGUCUUUUUCUCUAAACAUGUUUUGUUAGUAAGAAUAGUCUUUCGUGGAUGAUAGUUAUGAAUACCAGUGUUUUGUUCAGUUUGAAUAAUAAAAAAAGGUCAACAUGAGAGCUGUAAUUUACUCUUCAGACCUCUCUACCUACUGAGAAAAGUCCAUCUAAUUCAGCAUAUAAGCCUUAAGAUGCCUUUUUUUCUUUAUUGAAAGACUCUUGAAGGAAAAUAAUUGUGUAUAUGUUGUCCUUCUUACUGUUACUUUUCUGCUUUUUUUAAUCUUUUAACCUGUACAAUGCAUUCCUCUAAAACUGAAUACAUUGAGUGAACAUCAGUUAAUGCACUGCAUUUGAGACAGAAACAGAAUGAACGAACCACUGUAUUCUGAAGGCACAUUGUAAUACUGAAUACAUUGUAUUGUACAGUGAGUAUUUGUUUAAAACAAAUUGAGUAUAAAGAUGGUAGUAUGAAGGGUGGAAGGUGUUUUUUCUGUCUUUUUUUGUUUAUGUGUAACAAGAUUGAAACUUCAGACUCAGUUUAUGCAUAAAUAAAGUUUAUUUGAAAUUA